ACAGCAAAAACAGGAAGUUCACUCUGUAAGCUUCUCCCACCCUUCUCCCCUGAAGCAGGCCAUAAAAGAAUCCUCUGACGUUUCUAUAAAGUAGGUCAUAAGAACCUUCAUUCCAGAAGUACCCUCAAAGACAGAGACACCAAGAAGAAUCGGAACAUACAGGCUUUGGUAAGUUCCCUACAAAUGUUCAUUUCUGGCCAGUAUGUCUUCCUGAAUAUGAAUAAGAAAUAAAAUACCAUUUGAUGUUUGAAAUUAUGGGGGUAAUCUCAAUGACGGAAAUAGAUGACCAGGAAAAGGGAAACGAAUGCCUGAUUCAUUAUAUUCAUGAAGAUGUCAAAGGUUUAUAAAGCCAAUAUCUGGGAAAGAGAAAACCGUGAGACUUCCAGAUCUUCUCUGGUGAAGUGUGUUUCCCGCAACGAUCACCAACAUGAACAUCAAAGGAUCGCCAUGGAAAGGGUCCCUCCUGCUGCUGCUGGUGUCAAACCUGCUCCUGUGCCAGAGCGUGGCCCCCUUGCCCAUCUGUCCCGGCGGGGCUGCCAGAUGCCAGGUGACCCUUCGAGACCUGUUUGACCGCGCAGUCGUCCUGUCCCACUACAUCCAUAACCUCUCCUCAGAAAUGUUCAGCGAAUUUGAUAAACGGUAUACCCAUGGCCGGGGGUUCAUCACCAAGGCCAUCAACAGCUGCCACACUUCUUCCCUUGCCACCCCCGAAGACAAGGAGCAAGCCCAACAGAUCAAUCAAAAAGACUUUCUGAGCCUGAUAGUCAGCAUAUUGCGAUCCUGGAAUGAGCCUCUGUAUCAUCUAGUCACGGAAGUACGUGGUAUGCAAGAAGCCCCAGAGGCUAUCCUAUCCAAAGCCGUAGAGAUUGAGGAGCAAACCAAACGGCUUCUAGAGGGCAUGGAGCUGAUAGUCAGCCAGGUUCAUCCUGAAACCAAAGAAAAUGAGAUCUACCCUGUCUGGUCGGGACUUCCAUCCCUGCAGAUGGAUGAUGAAGAGUCUCGCCUUUCUGCUUAUUAUAACCUGCUCCACUGCCUACGCAGGGAUUCACAUAAAAUCGACAAUUAUCUCAAGCUCCUGAAGUGCCGAAUCAUCCACAACAACAACUGCUAAGCCCACAUCCAUUUCAUCUAUUUCUGAGAAGGUCCUUAAUGAUCCAUUCCAUUGCAAGCUUCUUUUAGUUUUAUCUCUUUUGAAUCCAUGCUUGGGUGUAACAGGUCUCCUCUUAAAAAAUAAAAACUGACUCCUUAGAGACAUCAAGAUCUAAAA
Pongo pygmaeus (Bornean orangutan) is the source of this 1267-nucleotide messenger RNA. RefSeq names its product prolactin (gene PRL). Gene Ontology annotation, cellular component: extracellular region. Gene Ontology annotation, molecular function: prolactin receptor binding; hormone activity. The transcript is spliced from 6 exons. The record is from RefSeq and is a predicted model, not a curated record. NCBI's taxonomy places the organism in Eukaryota, Metazoa, Chordata, Mammalia, Primates, Hominidae. Bases 428 to 1111 code for a protein of 227 amino acids. Gene Ontology annotation, biological process: response to nutrient levels; positive regulation of receptor signaling pathway via JAK-STAT; female pregnancy.